Prorocentrum cordatum is the source of this 3063-nucleotide messenger RNA. The record is from the annotation of a GenBank genome assembly. Lineage: Eukaryota; Dinophyceae; Prorocentrales; Prorocentraceae.
CGUAGCCGCGUUGGAUCAAGACGGUUCGGCUGUGUCCCGCGCGCCGUCAGCUCGAGCGGUCCACGCUUCCUAAAGAAACGGCCCAAGCUUGUUGUCCGAACCGUCAUGGCGCGCCUGCGGAUUCCGCUGCUUCUGGCGCUCGUCGUGAAGCUGAGCCCGCCAGCAGGCGCUGCGAAGGCUCCGGGCAGCACUCAGCACGUGUCGCUCCAGGCUGCCGUCUCGUCCAACGGCGGCGCCUUGCUCGAAGCAGAUGGCUCCAGGCUGAGGAUGAAUCGGCGCGAGGCGGAGGGGGAGGAUCCCAAGCCGUGCACGCGGGGGGCGCAGGGCCCGUCGGGCAACCUCAUCGUCGGCGUGCACGGCCCGCCUGGCGACGGCGGGGCCAUGGGCGAGCAGGGCCCUCAUGGCGCCCCAGGCCCGCGUGGCCGCUCUGGUGCCAACGUGGCCGGACAUGCCGGAGCCGACGGCCCACCUGGCCCGCAGGGCCCGCGCGGACCUCCUGGCCCAGCAGGCGUGGAGGGCCUGCAGGGCCCCCGUGGCGAGGCCGGCGCCGCGCCGGAGAUCGCGGACAAGUAUGAGAAGCUCCUGGACCACGCCGCGGUUCGUGUCAAGGGCUUCGAGGAGACAAUGUCGCUUUCCAGCAAGAACUUCUCCUUCAGGAUCGUCAGCCUGUUCCAGCGGGUCUCUAACUACACAGUCAAGCAGGCCUCGAUCCAGAACAUGUCGGAUGACUUGAACGUCACGCUCAUCAAGGACAUCGUCACGCUCUCCUCCGCGGUGUCGCUCAGCAACGGCGACAUGUUCAAUUUCUCUCGAUAUAGCGCGCCGACUGCCCUUCGGGAUGCGGAGAGCAUGCUGCCCGUGAUGGUCGCGAUGAAGCAGCAGGUGGCCACGGGCAGCGGCAUGGCCGUGGGAAGUGGCGCCCCCGCGGCCCAGUCGAGUUCGAAGUCCGAGGACUCCGGCGGCUGGACGCUCACGAACGCGCUCAUGCUCGGCGUCGUCCUGGUCGUGGUCUCGAACGUCGGGCAGUACAUGUACAACAAGAACCAGCAAGCUCCGGGCAGCACUCAGCACGUGUCGCUCCAGGCUGCCGUCUCGUCCAACGGCGGCGCCUUGCUCGAAGCAGAUGGCUCCAGGCUGAGGAUGAAUCGGCGCGAGGCGGAGGGGGACGAUCCCAAGCCGUGCACGCGGGGGGCGCAGGGCCCGUCGGGCAACCUCAUCGUCGGCGUGCACGGCCCGCCUGGCGACGGCGGGGCCAUGGGCGAGCAGGGCCCUCGUGGCGCCCCAGGCCCGCGUGGCCGCUCUGGUGCCAACGUGGCCGGACAUGCCGGAGCCGACGGCCCACCUGGCCCGCAGGGCCCGCGCGGACCCCCUGGCCCGGCAGGCGUGGAGGGCCUGCAGGGCCCCCGUGGGGAGGCCGGCGCCGCGCCGGAGAUCGCGGACAAGUAUGAGAAGCUCCUGGACCACGCCGCGGUUCGUGUCAAGGGCUUCGAGGAGACAAUGUCGCUUUCCAGCAAGAACUUCUCCUUCAGGAUCGUCAGCCUGUUCCAGCGGGUUUCCAACUACAAAGUCACUCAGACCUUGAUCCAGAACAUGUCGGAGGACUUGAACGUCACGCUCAUCAAGGACAUCGUCACGCUCUCCUCCGCGGUGUCGCUCAGCAACGGCGACAUCUUCAAUUUCUCUCGAUAUAGCGCGCCGACUGCCCUUCGGGAUGCGGAGAGCAUGCUGCCCGUGAUGGUCGCGAUGAAGCAGCAGGUGGCCACGGGCAGCGGCAUGGCCGUGGGAAGUGGCGCCCCCGCGGCCCAGUCGAGUUCGAAGUCCGAGGACUCCGGCGGCUGGACGCUCACGAACGCGCUCAUGCUCGGCGUCGUCCUGGUCGUGGUCUCGAACGUCGGGCAGUACAUGUACAACAAGCCCCGCCUCCGCACCGGCGCCGCGCGGCCGGAGGCGAAGAAGUUCAGCACCAACACUGUCGACACCUCGCACAUCCUCCUGUCCAUCUUCAAGCAGGAGAAGGAGGAGGGAGUGGCCAGCUUCUGCGAGAAGCUGAGCAUCGACCCUCAGAGGGUGCCCGAGGAGAUCGCGCUCGAGCUCGGGCAGCUGCAGACGGCCGCCGAGGGCGAGGACGGCGCCACUGGCCAGGGCGGCCCCAAGAAGAAGUCCGGCGCUUCUGCGCUGCUGGAGUUCGGCAAGGACCUCACCGAGCUGGCCGCCGCGGGCGAGAUGGACCCGCUGGUUGGCCGCGAGGAGGAGAUCGAGCGGGCCAUCCAGAUCCUGGCGCGCCGUCAGAAGAACAACCCGGUGCUCAUCGGCGAGCCUGGCGUGGGCAAGACCGCCAUCGCCGAGGGGCUCGCGUUGAGGAUCGCGCAGGGCAUGGUGCCUGACAUGCUCGAGGACAAGCGGGUCAUCGAGUUGGACCUCGGGCUCCUGCUCUCCGGCGCCAAGUACCGUGGCGAGUUCGAAGAGAGGCUGAAGAACAUCAUCACCGAGGUCCGGGAGAGCGGCAACGUCAUUCUCAUGAUCGACGAGAUCCACACGCUGGUGGGGGCCGGGGGCGACGGCGGCGGCGGCGCCAUGGAUGCGGCCAACAUCCUGAAGCCAGCCAUGGCUCGCGGGGACGUCCAGAUCAUGGGCGCAACCACGGUGGAGGAGUACCGCAAGUAUGUGGAGAAGGACAAGGCGCUAGAGCGCCGCUUCCAGCCCAUCAGCGUGCCCGAGCCAACCGUCGACCAGACCGUGCAGAUCCUCCGGGGGCUGGCCCGAAAGUACGAGGCGCACCACAGGCUCCGCUUCACCGACGAGGCCCUGUCUGCGUGCGUCAAGCUGUCCUCGCAGUACGUGCAGAACCGCUUCCUCCCGGACAAGGCCAUCGACGUGCUCGACGAGGCUGGCGCGCGGGUGCAGCUGCGGCAGCUGGCGAGGAUGCCGGAGGCGGCGAAGGAGGUGCGCGCGGAGAUCCGCGAGGUGCAGGAGCAGAAGGAGAAGGCCGUCCGCGAGCAGGACUACGCCGCGGCGGCUGAGCUCCGGGACAAGGAGGGCGAACUGCGGAACAGGCUGAAGGAG